Molecule: messenger RNA, 3848 nt
Organism: Bicyclus anynana (squinting bush brown)
Lineage: Eukaryota; Metazoa; Arthropoda; Insecta; Lepidoptera; Nymphalidae
Exons: 10
Coding region: 865-2532 (555 amino acids)
Molecular function (GO): zinc ion binding
Source: RefSeq, a predicted model, not a curated record
AACUGGCAGUGGCAACAUUUUUAGAUAAACGUCAAAAUUUGUAACUGCCGGGAUUUACCGAAAUCGAAUAGAUUAUCAUUUACAAAAUUAAAAUAAAAUGUAAAGAUUGUAAUAAUUUCUAUUGUUCUUAUAAAUUUUAAUAAUAAUUUGAUAAUCGUUGUAGUGUGAUAUAUAAAGUAGUUACGAUAACAGAAGAGAUACUAUUUAUUGGAAAUGAAAUAGGAGCGUGUCGUAUGACUGUUGUGAGAAACAUUAGUAAUUGUUCUAUCUGCAUUUCCUGCUGAAGAUGGACGAGAGCGAGACGAAGACCUGCGAGAACUGCCGAGCUUGUGUGUUGUGUUGUGUGUCAGCAAGCGCGACAUCCCGUGCGUGAACUUCACGACGCACGCGGUGCACUGCGCGCGCAACCUCAGCGUGUGCCCCGCGUGCAAGGAGCCCGUGCCGCACGCCGAGCUGCCCGCCCACCACGACAAGAUGCACAAGCUGCGUGAGUGUCCCCUCGCUCUCUGUAUGAUACGGUUCAGCACACGCGCGCAACCUCAGCGUGUGCCCCGCGUGCAAGGAGCCCGUGCCGCACGCCGAGCUGCCCGCCCACCACGACAAGAUGCACAAGCUGCGUGAGUGUCCCCUCGCUCUCUGUAUGAUACGGUUCAGCACACGCGCGCAACCUCAGCGUGUGCCCCGCGUGCAAGGAGCCCGUGCCGCACGCCGAGCUGCCCGCCCACCACGACAAGAUGCACAAGCUGCGUGAGUGUCCCCUCGCUCUCUGUAUGAUACGGUUCAGCACACGCGCGCAACCUCAGCGUGUGCCCCGCGUGCAAGGAGCCCGUGCCGCACGCCGAGCUGCCCGCCCACCACGACAAGAUGCACAAGCUGCUGCCGUGUGCGCAGUGCGGCGAGAGCGUGUGCGGCGCCGACCUGGAGGACCACGUGCGCGACUCCUGCGCGCUCACCAUGCAGACGUGCAGGUUCUGCGCGCUGGAGCUGCGGCGCGGCUCGCUGCCGGCGCACGAGCGCUACUGCGGCGCGCGCACGGAGCGCUGCGAGCAGUGCGGCGAGUGGGUCAUGCACAAGUACCGCCAGCUGCACCUCGACUCCAACCACGGCUUCGUGCGACUCGACGACGAUCCUGCGCCCACGGAACUCUCCAACAAAGCGACAAAUGUGCCAAAACCUCCUUCCAAUAUCAAUUCGUCCCGACCGGACCCCGACCGUCCCCGCACUGAGACGCGACACUUUCGUCCGACCGACUCGGACGCUCCGCACACUAAAACGCCAAACAUCUCGGGCACCGGGAACACCGGCACGUCUCACCCGGUCGUCUCCACCGCCAUUCCUGGCACCUCGCAGACUCCUCUCAUUCCUAGGUCUCGUCUGGCGCCGAACUUUUCAUCGCUCAGCGGUGACACUUCGAAAUCGCAAACGAACGCUUCGACGGCGAUCGAUCCGGUGAACGUCGGCGCGGACGCGCGAGCGCCCGAAGCGUCCGGCCCCAGCCCGCCGACGGUCGCAGCGACCGACGGCUUCGGCCGCGAGCGGCGCAACGAGGCCGGCGCCCGCGCCAGGGAGGACGACCGUCGAGUGAACUCGGCAGCCGCGACGGACGAGGUCUCCAAGAAUCUGCGGGCGUCCGGUGGCGCUGUGAAAAAGCGGCCCGCCCCGCAGCCGCCGGCGCGCGCCGCCCCGCCCGACCCGCGCCGCGACUCCGCCCUACACAGCGCGCUGCAGCGCCAGCGCGGCGAGGAGGCCGCGCGCCGGGAGCGGACCGCCCACAACCUGGCCCGGGGCCUGCCGCCGGCGCUGAGCGCGGCCGCCAAGCUGGACAAGCUGCGCAAGCUGGACGCGCUGCACAACCGCGACGGCGAAGAGCGCGACCGCAGCCACGCGCUGCAGGGCCGCGGGUGGGGCGCGCCCGACGUGCCGCUCGGACACGUGCUAGGCGCCGCCACCAGCGGCAGCAGCGCACGGCCCGACGUCGCAGAGCUGGAGGCUGCGCGGCGGCGGCGCCAGCUGCGCGACCUGAAGCCCAUGUCGGCGGAGCAGUUCGAGCAGCGCUUCGGCGAGCUGCAGCUGCGGCGCGGCGAGGACCGCUUCAGCCAGAUCAAGAGCUCGCUGCAGGAGCUGCGCCGCGGCCUCAGCGCGGUGACGGCGCCGUACAACGUCGCCAACAAUGAAGCCGCUCACAAAUGUCUGUCGCAGGGGCGAGGAGCGGCUGCCGUGCGAGUUCUGCGGCGAGCUGGUGCCGCCCGACGACCUGGUGCAGCAUCAGACGGGCUGUCGGCCGGACCUGGCGCAGUACCGGCCCGCGCCCCCCGCGCCGCGCGCCGGCUCGCGGCCCGAGUCGCCGGCGCCGCUCAUCCCGUGCGAGUUCUGCACCGCGCCGCUGCCGGUGUACCUCAUCAGCGAGCACCAGGAGCGCUGCGGCAGAGACGCCGACCUGCUGUUUGCCGACUGACGCGGCGCCCGCCGGCUCUCGGCUGGACCCUGCAGAAGGCUCGGCGGCCGUGUACUGCGUCUGUCACUGACCGCUGACGAUCAGAUCGGCAGGCGCUGCUAAAAGUUUUAGGUAAAACGGAAAGUGUAAACGUUAAUAAGGCACAAGUAGACGAUGAACACUGCACGUGCCUGCACGCGCGGGCGGCUACACUGGUACAUUGACUGCGACAAUAAAUGAUGAAAUGAAUGAUGUCGUGACGUACCGACUCACGGCGAGCCGCCCGACGGAUACUUACGUUUACUUUAUCUACGAGCCGCCGCACAGUGGAAAUCAUUUAAUGCUGGACAUAUUUAUUUUUCGUAUAUUUCAUGUUGGUGUUACUUUUUAAUUUAUAAAUUGAUCUUAUUGCUAAUUUUAGAACGAAAUAGAGCGAGCCCCAUUAGUGCGUCGCGUUCAGCUGCGACGCAGGUGUAGCGUACAAGGCGUUGGUCCAUUGCGACGCCGCAACGCAACGCACUAGUGAGGCGCCUCCACAAGACAAUGACGUCAUACAAGCUGCAAGCGAAUGUUGUCGCGCAGGAGCUGUCUGUCGCCGUGCUUCGGCACUGUCUACUACAAUAUUUCCUGUGCUUUCGAACUUUCUGAUAUUAUUGUCAUUACUGAGGCCCGCUAAUAUGCAUGCGAAUGUACAAACAAAAGUGAGCGGCUGGUGCAGUAGGCGACAUGUUGACUAUGCGAUGACAGAAACACAUUUUGUGUCAUCGAUGUAACCAUAGCAACACGUUGACGCCGUUACAAUCGCAUUUUGAAAAUUUUAAUUGUUUGAUAUCUUUAAUGUUAUCUUUAAUUUCGGAGCACGCGUCGUACACUUUUGUCUACAACUGUAGUGCGCGCGCACACAACUGUCGCGUUGGCUCCACUUACUGCAGGGGCUACACCUACUUGAACUGUCCGAAUGCUUAGAAUGAAUGCGCUCUCUACUUGUUCCUAUUGUUCUCUGUAUUAGACGUAUACUCGCACGAUGACGUGGCAGCCGCUGCGCGCUCUCAGAGGGCCUAGUGGGAGUUUUCAAUAUUUUCAUACUGUUACUAUUGCGUUAACGUGAACGUGAAUUUAUAUGGAGUUGAAGCAAUUGUGCAGUAGCGCCACUAGAUGGCGCCGUUUCAAUUCCUUAGAAAUUCGCGUUUACGUUAACGCGAUAGUAAUAGUAUCAAACUGCCAGUAGACCCUGUGAUAUAUUUUGUUUUAUUAUUGUGAUUAUAAAUGUUUAUGAACGGUGGAGAUGUAGGUGUAAGCAUUAUAGUAGUACUAGACGAAAUUGUAAAUUAGUAUAUUCUCGUAAACAAUAUUAAAUGAACUGCUUUAAGUAUGUAUAUUGUAUUUUUUUAUUAAACUUUCAUAUUACAAUGAA